Fraxinus pennsylvanica is the source of this 663-nucleotide messenger RNA. The record is from the annotation of a GenBank genome assembly. NCBI's taxonomy places the organism in Eukaryota, Viridiplantae, Streptophyta, Magnoliopsida, Lamiales, Oleaceae.
AUGGAAGUGUCGCAAGGAAAACGUAGAAUCGGGUAUAAUGCAUGGAGCAUGAAAGAAAGCACUACAUUGUUAGAACUUAUGGUUGAUGCCGUCAAUCAUGGAUGGUUUAAUAGCAAUGGGGUGCUAAGUAAACAAACAGUUGAAAAAAAAAUACUUCCUGCUCUAAAUGAAAAACUUGGAUGCCAGAAGAACUAUGCUAUGUACCGAAGUCCUUUGAGUUGGUUUAAGCAACAAUAUCACAAAUACUCUGAGCUUAUGCAGUACAACUCUGGUUUUGGAUGGCAUUCAAUCACAAAAAAGUUCACCGCUAGUGAUGAAGUGUGGGAUAAUUACUUCGAGUCCCGUCCAAAGCAGAGGCACCUUCGUAUCGACACCUUUCCUGACUAUGAAGACUUAAGAAUAGCAGUUGGCAAUGCUACUGCUACAAGGAGAAACUCAAUUAGUUCGGGUGAUGAAUCAGAUGCAAGAAUAUAUGGUGUUGAAGAAAAUAGGCAUGUUACAAUAGAUGACUAUGUGCUCGAUGAGAGUCAAGAGGCAUACAUACAAACUCAACAGGAUGAGUCAACCAAUGCUCCAUCAUCUAUGUCUUUCCCACCUACUACGGAAACUAACAACGAAUUUCCUACAGAAAAUGACGGCUGUAGAAAGCGAACUAGAACGUAA